This is a messenger RNA of Stegodyphus dumicola, 6114 nucleotides long. RefSeq lists its product as uncharacterized. The record is from RefSeq and is a predicted model, not a curated record. Lineage: Eukaryota; Metazoa; Arthropoda; Arachnida; Araneae; Eresidae.
UUCAAUACGUAACUCUUAAACUUCUGUACAGCUGCCAGCGCAGGUAGAUGGGUCUUUACCCUUUGUGUAGUUUUAGCAUAACUUAAUCCAUUUCGCCGCGAAUUGGACACGAAAAGUUCUUAUGGAGAUUCUUUUUGAGAGUUUAGGUCCUGGUGUGCAUUGCUAUUCCCCUUUUCUCAAAUCACCUGUCAGUGAUACGAGUUUGAACUUAGAAGAGCUUUGUAAAAGUGUCAUAUUGAAAUGUGUUACACUUCGGCGGUUAUCAACAGCUCUGAAAAAAUUGCCAUUACCCAAACGCUUGUUGAGAUUCAUUAUUGAGCUCACUACAUCAGAUUUUGAAAAAAUUGAAUGUGCACCUUUCAGCGAUGCCUUCAGUUUCAAUUUUUUCCAUAGAGCUUUAACGUAUCGAGUUCUGUGUGUUCGAGAUGGACAGGAAUACAUGAUUACGUACGGUUACAGUCCGGUCGAGGAACAUAAUCUUGACCACGAACAAUGGGUUAACGUGCAGCACAAGAAUGUAAUGUGCAUUUGGGCGUCUGUAAAGGAUAUGUCAACGGAAAAUAUUUUUUAUGUUUAUGAUCAACCUAGUGUCUCUUUCGAGCAAAUGUGGAGUGUUUUUUGCGAAAGGGAUUUACCUAUUCCUGAAGUGUUUUUCUGGCGCGUAACAGCUGAUCUUAGUGAAGCACUGAAAUAUAUAUUAUCAAAUGGAUUGCAAUAUUGUCAUUUUGGUUUGGACAACAUUUUUAUUGUUCGAGACAGUUUAAUGCUAGAAAACGGGUUAUUGCGCAAACGCACAAAAUGCAUGAAUUGUGUAACGGAACAAAAUAUGAUCGAAAGUAUUAUUUGCAUUUUGAAACUUCUGUUACAGAGUUACACACAUCAGAAUUUUUUUUAUGCUCAAAUUUCUCUCAACUUGGUGAAUGUUAUAGAAAAAAAGAACACGUUAGAAGAGAUUCUUAAAUUUAUACACAUUUCGCGUUAUGAUUUAAAGGCAUUUUCUUUUGUGAAUCUUAUACAACGUUUUCAAGAUUAAGACUUGUAAAGAUUCGUUUCAGUUAUUUAUUCUUAUAUUUGUAUGUGAUAUUUGAUUCAAUGCUUUUAAAUGCAUCUUUUAUACAGCACAUGAUGUUUUAUUCAUCGUAUUUUGGUUUAUACCAUGAACAAUAAAUUAUUAAUUUGGUUAAUAACAAGAACAGUUUCCUGUAAAUUUGAUGACAUCCCUUAAAAUUUGUGUUUUGUAGCUGAAUUAAGCAACGUGCUUGAUAAGCUUGAGUAACUAUAUCAUGUUAAUGAAAGUAUUAAUUGUCAAAUGAAAUAUAUGAAAACAAAGGCCCAAAUUGUAAAAUUAGUUUAAAUUAGUUAAAAAUAGUUUAAAAAUUUUAACUCCGGGUGUGAAAGAUGUUACUUUUUAUUUAUAUUAUAAUUAUUAAUUUUUUUCCUUCUUCUUUCUGAAGUAUUGACGAUAGAAGAUCAUUUUAAACAAGAGAAGCUACAAUGCCUUAAUUUGCAGUUUAAGUUGUUUCAUUUCACAUUUUUUAAAUAAUAUGUCAUUUUUUAACAAAUAAACAGUUAAUUAAUCAACAAAUGUUAAUUACCUAAUCAUACUUGUCAUAUUACCUAAAUUUCAUUGGCUGUAGAUUUUUUUCCUAUUGUCAUCUGUUUAAAAGCUUGCUUUUAAUAAUUAUUGUAUAAAGGUAAACAAAGGAUUUUUAAGAAUCAUCCCCUGUGUUUUUUUUUGGGGGGGAAGGGAUUAUUUUAAAAGUUUUUAAAAUUUUUUACUUAAGAGUAGUCUAAUCUUUUUUUUUUUUUUUUUUUUUUUAGCCAGGACUACAAAAUGGGAACAAAUUGUUACAGAAAUAUUACAUAAUAAUUAUGAAAUUAAAAGAGUAAUGCUCAAUGAAAGAAAAAUGGGUUUCAUGAAUCCCCAUGACACUUCCUUUGUAAUUGUUUCAUAUUACAGGAGUGAAACGACAGAGAAACGUGUACUUAGGAUAUAACAACAGGCAAAAUGUUCGAGAAGUUCCAGAUAAAGGAUAAGAAGCAAAUGUCAACAAAACGCAAUUAGGAAAUAGUUUCUUGAUGGUGAAGAGGGAUUAGAAUGGGGAUUAUUAACCAGAAGCGAAAAAUGUCUAUGAAUGUGAAACGCCCUUGGAAAUCUAAUUCCUGGAGUUUCCAUAACUGCACACAACACUGAUCUUUUAACAUUAUUUUUCGGAUGGUGGCUCCAUCCCUCGAAAAUUAGUCUAAGCAAUUCCUCAUGACGACAAAAAUUGAAGAUCACUAAACUAGGACGAAACAAAUGUACAACAGAAAUUGAAGCCAACUGACUACUGUGUAUCGAGUUAUUUAAUCUCUAUUAAAACUGACAAGACAAUCAUCAGGAAUCUGUGUUUCAGGUUAUGCUGCAUAAAACAUGGAUUUCUUCCCCUCCCCCCUGUUUUCUUGUUCCAAAUUUCGUUUCGAAGCGGUUUUGAUCAAACAGGCAAACUCAGCCUCAGAAAUAUUGUAAUGCUUGUAAGCCAAAGCUCAGAAUAAAUUUUAAAAAUAUGUUAUCAAUGUGUUUUGUCUAAAGUGAUAACUCGCUGUGAAGCGUUGGUAAGUAAAGAUUCCAGAGUUGUUAGUGCUGUAUUUUGUUAACCAGUUAAUCUUUUUAGCUCUCUUUCGUCUCCAUUAAGCCCGCUCAGUACUGAAAUAUUUGGAUUAAUUACUAAAUAAAAGAACUUAUGAAGAGAACAACGAUGUCAUUGUAUCCACCAGCGGUCCGAGCGGUAAAGUCGUGAAUACUUUCAGUUUUCUUGUUUUUCCCCGAGUGUAACGUGGAUACGAACCAGUUCCUAUGGAAGUCCUUCAAGAGUCGCCUAACCGGGAUAGUGGUUAGCGACGCUGACUGCCGUACCGAAGAGCCCCGGAUUCGAAUUUCGGAGAAGGCAUGGACGUUUGUAAAUAUAUAGUGUCUGUGCGGCAGGGGGGACUCUAAAUAUGCGGCGAGUCGAAAUUCCUGUCUAGAGGUUAGUGGUAGGAGAAGAGUAGUGGAAAACCCUCGGACCCGUUUCACCCUCGCGUUGCUCUCCAUCAAAAUUGGGGGCGGAACUGAGCGCAAUCGUACUGUCACCUGUAUGAUGCUUAAGGCUCUUCUCAAUAGCAGGUGCAACAUUGCUCUCCUUGCCACGCUGCAUUCCUGGGCUUGUUCUGAUGUUACUGUCAGAAAAACGAGAUUGUCGCCCUCGUGGCCUAAUGGAUAAGGCAUCGGUUUCCUAAACCGGGGAUUGUGGGUUUGACUCCCACCGAGGGUACUGAGUGUAUUUUUUUUUUUUUUUAUUUUGUUAUAUCUUCACUAUGCAUUUAUGUUUACUGUUAUUUUAUACUCCUAAUAUGUAUACACUACACAUGAGUGACUCUCAAAUUCUGUGAGCUAAGGCAUUUCUUUACCACGCCAUUUGCUUAUCUGCGCAUUUACCUUCGCCAAGGCCUGCACCGCAGGUGUGUUUCUGUUGGACUCAUUUAUGUGCUCACCCAGACUGUGAACUGUUCUGAACUUCCAUUUUCUUCGAUAAGACCCAUAAACUGUUCGAACUUACAAAGAAUCGAAAGUCGGAAAUCAUUAUACCGGGAUAGCGUCUACACGCGGGCACCCGUAACUGCGAACCUCAUCGAGUUUGCCUGAGCCGACAAGUGAGACAAGUCACAACAAUUACAACGCAGUCUUUCACGAAGGCAUCUCUCUCCUUAGGCAAAUAGCUGUCGUGUGCUUUGCCGUAAUCAAUACAUCCACCUUAAACUGUGUUAAGAGCUGAUGCCAUCUAUUGACGGAAAAAUGAACGAAACGCAACUAAGAAAUAAAUUCUUUCGAAUUCACUUUAAUGCUAUGGUUUUUUGCAACGAUUUCGAGUGCUUUAACCCAACUCUGGUUCACGCUAGAUGGGCCAAACAUAUAUUAUCAUUGUGUGCUUAGAUUUUUAAAAAAAUACUCUAAAUAAAGCGAAAAGAAUUGAAUAAUAAAAAAAGAAAUUAUGAAGAAAGAAAAAUUAAAACAAAUGACUUAGAACCUAAGAGCGAAAAAAAAAAAAAAAAAAAAAAAAAAUUAGAAGCCGAAUUCCCACUCCGAGUGCUUUUGUCACAAAGCUACACUACUACGCGCAGCAGGCACCUGUAAGACAAUAAAAUUUAUUCAUAUAUCAUAUCCUGUCAAUUCCUAGUUUGAGUGUUAAUAUAUGUUUCAAAUCUUCUUCUCUAUCACAUCAAUUUGAAGGCUUGUUAAAGCAGAAUAUUUGCAAACAGGUCAUGAGCACUGGCAUCAUAUUCUUUCAUCUUCCAUAAACUCCAAAUCAGCUGUUGAUUUGUUAAAGCAGAAUAUUUGCAAACAGGUCAUGAGCACUGGCAUCAUAUUCUUUCAUCUUCCAUAAACUCCAAAUCAGCUGUUGAUUUGUUAAAGCAGAAUAUUUGCAAACAGGUCAUGAGCACUGGCAUCAUAUUCUUUCAUCUUCCAUAAACUCCAAAUCAGCAGGAUUUCAGUCUUUUAAUCUUUUGUAAAUGAUAGUCUUCUAACCUCAUAUUAUUAGCCAAAUAGGGAAAAAGCACUUUUAUACUACCACAAGAAAAAACAUUCUUUUGCUGAGAUUGAUUUUUAAGAAUUUAGUAGGUAACCAAUUUUUUUCCUUCUGAUAAAUUGCAAAAUUCCACGAAUUUUCUACAGGUUUUAAUUUUUACAUCAGUUUUUCUGAUACUAAUAAAAUUCGCAGCAUGGUACUUAACAAUUCUGCGCUAGAUCUGAACUCCUGAGGUACCUAAAAUACUCCUUGCAAAUUAAUAUACAUUUAUAAUGCAAAGAGAGUCUUGAAAUUUUACAGCCCACCAGCGGCCGAGCUUAAAAGUCGCUGAACACUGGUGGUUCCAACUUGAGUUCGAUUCCAGAGGAACGUGCUAGUUGCAUGGGCGUUUUUGUGGUUUUCCCCAUGUGUAACGUGUAUGCGAGCCAAUUUUCCUUAGAAAGUCUUUCACGAAGGCAUCUCUCCCCUCAAGCAGAUAGCCUUAGUGUGUUCUGCUGUAAUCCCAAUAAACCAAACCAAACCAAACCUGAAAUUCAUGAUUGUUCCGUGAAACUGAUAGAAGUAAAUGAUCUGAGCAUGAAACUUAAUAUAAGGCAUGAUACAUAAUGGCAAAAGUAUUAAUUUUCGUAAUACAAUCUUUCGUCGAAAACCAAGUAGAAAUAAAUGUUUGUGACAUGCCGGAUAUCUUCCAAAGCGUACGCUAAUCACUCAGUCGUCACUGUGAUAUGUUUAUUGCAAUUGAUAGUCGUUCAUUUAAAUAAUUCUUGUAAAUAUCGAGCAUUAUUACAUUACCUGUGAUUAGAAUGAUUUCCCGUUUUCUGUGCUCUUCCUACUUACUCUGUAUCCGCUUUAACCUUUCACAUUCCAUCAAGAACUGCGUACGAAGUACUGUAUAACUACUGCAAUACCAAUACACUGCUGUAUUAUGAAACUGCCUUUCACUUUACAAAAGUCAUAGCAGUUUUUCUUGUAGUUAAUAACAUAUUACUUUUCUUUUCUGAGAAAAUGAUAGUUAAGUUAGCAAUUAACUAGAUAGCUCUAGAAAAACACCUUGUAAAUUCAUUUUAAUUUCGUUGCACAAACUAACAUUUUUGCAUAACGUAAUGAAGAAAAAGUGCACAGCCAUUAACAAAUAAUUAGGGGUUAUAUAUGUAUAUUUAUAUCUACAUUACUAUACUUACAUAUACAGUCUUGAUAACCGGGCAAAGAUGGAAAUGUCGAAUAACAUGGAGCUACUGGGGAUUAGUUAAUAAAGUAUGAGCCAUCUUGGCACAAUACGAAAUAGACAUAAUUACUGAAAUCAGAAUGCAAUUUUACAUUAUUAAGUCCUCAGCAGUGAAGUUAUUCAUCAGGCAAUAGAGAUUAAGCCCGUUAACCCGUUAUAAUACACGGGGUAGAUUAUAAUAAAAAAAAAAAAAAAAAAAAAAAGUAUCUAUUAUCAUGGAUAUUAAAAAAAAAAUAAAACACAUUUAAAAAAGUGAUAAGUUUCAAGAACUUGCUUCGCAAAAAAAAAAAAAAAAAAAAAAAAAAAAAAAAAAAAAAAAAAAAAAAAAAAAAAAAAAAAAAA